ACGGGUAUACGGACCGCACGCAUGUGCGUGCAUCGGAUGGAUUUCCAUGGUCGAUCGCACAUGCGUGCGCCCCUAUAUAAGAAGGUUUCCUCCCGCCGCGAUGGCAGAAAACCAGAGAACAGAACCAGACACCGAGUAUUAGAGCUACACUCGAAGAAUCACUACGGAGACAUCACAGCAAGGAGCAUCAACGGACAUCAACGGAUUCUCAACAUAGUGACGGCUAUCGUUCAAUUUGUUUAUUUUAACCAAACAGCAACCUGGAAUAUCACCAUUUUCAAAAUGGCGACUGCCGUUCUCGUUCCCGGUGAUUACGCAGCCAUUGUGUGUUAUUUCAUGGUUGUUUUCGGAGCAGGCCUUUACGCGCUUUUUACAUCGAACCGAGGAACAGUAAAUGGGUAUUUCUUGGCAGGAAGAUACAUGACAUGGCUUCCAGUCGGUGCAUCGAUUUGGGCCAGUAAUAUUGGGAGUGAACAUUUCGUUGGACUUGCUGGUGAUGCCGCUGUGACGGGCAUCUCCCCCGCUGCAUUUGACCUCAAUGGCUUGUCUCUGUUACCCCUUAUGGCGUACCUGUUCGUUCCUGUUUACAUCGCAUCAGGGGUAUGUACCCUACCGGAAUACAUGAUGAAAAGAUUUGGAAGCAAUCGCAUCCGUAUCUACCUUGCCUGCAUGUCCAUCUUCCUCUACAUUGUAUCUAGAAUUUCGGUGGAUUUGUAUUCGGGAGCCUUGUUCAUCACUCAGGCGUUAGGAUGGAACCAGUAUGCAGCCAUUGGCAUACUUCUUAUCUUCGUGGCCAUUUUCACCGUUACAGGUGGAUUGGCAGCUGUCAUUUACACCGACACCGUACAAGUGUUCAUCAUUAUCAUCGGUGGCAUCAUACUGAUGGUAUUAAGUUACGGUGAGAUCGGUAGCUUCCAGGAGCUGAAGAUCAGAUACUUUCAGGCCAUCCCAAAUGCCACUCUUAACACACCAAACUACACCUGCGGUAUACCAAAGGAGGAUUCCUUCCAGAUGCUUCGAGACAUCGAUCCGUUCACCUCCAGUUUUCCUUGGUUAGGGUUCUUGAUUGGGCAGACUCUAUCCUCUCUGACUUACUGGUGCGCCGAACAGGUGAUGGUCCAGCGUGCCUUAGCAGCAAAGAGUCUCUCCCACGCCCAGGGUGGGUGCCUGUUCGCUGGGUUCUGUAAGAUAUUACCCCUCUUCAUGACUGUUAUACCAGGAAUGAUUGCCAGGGUCCUCUACACAGAUACCGUAGCAUGUGCUUCACCGGAAACGUGUAUGGAAGCUUGCGGGAACCCAAAGGGUUGUAGUAACACUGCCUACCCAACUCUCGUCCUAGGGAUCAUGCCAGCAGGUCUUCGAGGAGUUAUGUUUGCCGUAAUGCUAUCUGCCAUUGUCAGCAGUAUGACGUCACUGCUUAAUAGCAUCAGUACCCUUUUCACUGUUGAUAUCUGGCAGUUCGUCCGAGAGAAAUACUACCAUACAAAGCCCAGCAACAGAGAGAUGAUGAUUGUUGGAAGGGUGAUCGUUCUCGUGAUGACCGCGCUGAGUGUUCUCUGGAUCCCGGUCAUUGACCUUCUUCAAGGAGACAACCUUCUCAAGUACUUUACCCGCAUCCAAGGUCGCGUCACACCUACCGUGGCAGCCGUCUAUAUCCUCGCCGUCCUCUGGCCAAGAGCCAAUGAAAAGGGCACUUUUUGGGGUUUGAUAAUUGGAGCUUCAGUCGGUCUCAUCCGGUUAAUCCUCGACUUUAUCUAUCCGGAUCCGUCUUGUUGGGACGAAGAUACCCGACCCAUGGUGGUCAAGCUUCACUAUUUCUACUUCAACAUGAUCCUCUUCAUCAUCGUCUUCGCCUCCGUCAUCAUCAUCAGUCUCAUGACCGAACCUCUGCCCAAGUAUCGGGUGAUCCGAACGACGUUCUUCACUCGAUACCUAAAGCUUGAGCGACCAGAUGAGAAGCAGCUUCAUAGCGAUAUAAAUGAAGAGAAAGACUAUCAGAUGUUGAGCCAAGACGUCAUAGAGGUUAAAAAUGGACAUGCCGUCAUUGAGGAUGAGGAGCGUCCAAAGCCGCCACUCCAGCAGCGAGUCUUGGCGUGGUUCUGUGGCUACGGUGAGGAAACAGAAGAAGGUCGAAGGUUGGCUCGAGAACAGGGGCUGCACAACCGCAAGCUCGGGUCUCUGGAGCAGGACCCAAGAGCCAAGAAAUUCCUGUACUUCUGCAUGAUCCUACUCAUCGCUAUCGUCAUUUUCAUGUACACCUUCUUCUCUGUCGAGUGGAUAUGAAAUUGAAAUUCAAAAGGUUGACGUCAAACGUUUACCUCCUCGUGCCUGGCCUUCCUCUCAACUUCCCAUUCCUUUCCUUCUCUGUCUGUAUCUUAUUCUUUCUGUCCAUUCCCCUCUACCUAUUGUCAUUACCUACGCUUUUCCUUCUUCAGUCUGCCGCCCCUUUUUUUCUCCUGUUCUUCUUACUUCAUGAAAUGAAUGACAUGAAAUUAAACUUUUAUAAUGUUAAUUGUUAUUUUCGAGGAUUUGUUCGGUGUAAUUUUUGCAGGGUUGAUGCACUAUAUAAUUCUGUUCGUCUUGUUUCGGCAUAAUCAUUGGUGAUUGGUACUAUUUAAUUUCCAUCAUAAUUUGAAUAUUUUUGGCUCUUGGGCUGCAUGUUCGAUUUUUGUUAUCAUAAUAAAACGAUUCAAUCAAUCAA
Strongylocentrotus purpuratus (purple sea urchin) is the source of this 2701-nucleotide messenger RNA. Its product is annotated as sodium/myo-inositol cotransporter 2. The record is from RefSeq and is a predicted model, not a curated record. Gene Ontology annotation, molecular function: D-glucose:sodium symporter activity. The transcript has 16 exons. NCBI's taxonomy places the organism in Eukaryota, Metazoa, Echinodermata, Echinoidea, Camarodonta, Strongylocentrotidae. Gene Ontology annotation, biological process: transmembrane transport. Bases 22 to 2283 code for a protein of 753 amino acids. Gene Ontology annotation, cellular component: plasma membrane.